This is a messenger RNA of Lacerta agilis (Sand lizard), 674 nucleotides long. RefSeq names its product speriolin-like. The transcript is spliced from 3 exons. The coding region runs from base 67 to 612 and encodes 181 amino acids. Lineage: Eukaryota; Metazoa; Chordata; Lepidosauria; Squamata; Lacertidae. The record is from RefSeq and is a predicted model, not a curated record.
CAAAGCCCAGCAGCCUCUUCUCAAAGCCCAGCAGUAGCAUCUCAGGUCUUCAACCAGAGCCAGCCAAUGGUUGUGAGGCCAAAGGAGCGCCGAGGUGCCGACAGGCAAGCCACCUCCCUGAGCAGCACCAAGUCAGGCAGAGAUCCCAAACUGAUAAACAUGGAGCGCAUCGUUGGAGAGAUUGCCUUCCAGCUGGAUCGCAGGAUCCUCUCCAGCAUCUUCCCUGAUCGGGUCCGCCUCUACGGUUUCACUGUCAGCAGCAUCCCUGAGAAAAUCCAGCAGGCAGCCAAUGACUCCCUGUCUCCAAUGUCAGCAGAUGAGCGCCAAUCCCUGGGGGAGCGCUACGACACCAUCAUGAAUAUGCUGAAACCAAAGGGCUACGACCCAAACUUCCACUCCAGGUUCACGGAGCACAUUGUCAACACCUACGGGAUCCUGAGGGAGCGCCCAGACAUGGCAGGCCCUGAAGGAGAUGUCUACAACAACCCGAGCUACCUGCGGCAAGUGAUUGAGCAGAUCGUGCCUCCGGAGAAGAUGACGGACUGCCUGACCCUGCUGGACUGCCUCAGCUUCAUGGCGUCCACAGACGGGAAGCCCUUGUUCAUCUGGUGACCGUCCGCCUGUCUCCCUCCUGGGGUGCCAUCCCACUGCAGCCACAAUAAACCACCUGGAAA